Molecule: messenger RNA, 1548 nt
Organism: Glossina fuscipes
Lineage: Eukaryota; Metazoa; Arthropoda; Insecta; Diptera; Glossinidae
Product: glutamate dehydrogenase, mitochondrial-like
Exons: 4
Coding region: 1-1548 (515 amino acids)
Biological process (GO): L-glutamate catabolic process
Cellular component (GO): mitochondrion
Molecular function (GO): L-glutamate dehydrogenase (NAD+) activity
Source: RefSeq, a predicted model, not a curated record
AUGACUCAGCAGCUUGGACUGACACGUCACGAGCAUAAGAUGCCAAAACAUUUGGAAAAUAUGCUUGAAGAGAACGAGAAACCGAACUUUGCUCAUAUGGUUCAGUAUUACUAUCAUGCGGCUGCAUGUUUAAUGGAACCGAAUUUAGUGAAGGAGUUGGAGAAAAAGUAUCCGAGGGCAGAUAAUAAAUGGCGUCAGGGUCGCGUUGCCGCCAUACUCAAGUUUAUCGGUGUAGUGUCGUGUUGCAUAGAAGUUACAUUUCCUUUAUAUAAAACUGAUGGGACUUAUGAACUAAUAACCGGUUAUCGAGCACAUCAUUGCAGGCAUAGAUCGCCCGUUAAAGGAGGUAUCCGUUACGCUAUGGAUGUUGACCAGGAUGAGGUUAAGGGUUUAGCAUAUUUAAUGACUUUUAAGUGCGCAUGCGUAAAUGUACCGUUCGGUGGAGCGAAAGGCGGUGUACGCAUCGAUGUAAAAAAGUAUCAAGAUAAAGACUUGCAAAUGAUAACGAGACGUUACACGAUGGAAUUGUUAAAGAAAAAUAUGCUUGGUCCCGGAAUUGAUGUGCCAGCACCUGAUGUGAAUACUGGUCAAAGAGAAAUGUCUUGGCUGGUCGAUCAAUAUUUGAAAACUUAUGGACACAACGAUAUCAAUGCUUUGGCUAUAACUACUGGUAAACCAGUACACUUUGGCGGUAUACAUGGACGUACCACGGCAACUGGACGUGGAGUAUGGAAAAGUGGUGAUGUGUUUGUUCAAGAUCAAAAUUGGAUGGAACUAUUGAAAAUGAAAGCAGGCUGGAAGGAUAAGACUGUAAUAUGCCAGGGUUUUGGAAAUGUUGGCUCCUGGGCUUCAAAAUUUGCAGUCGAAGCUGGCGCAAAGUUAAUUGGUGUACAAGAAAUCGAUUGCUCGUUGGUCAAUGAGCAAGGAAUAAAUCCGGACGAAUUAAUGCUAUACAUGGAGGAGAAAAAGACGAUUAAAGGUUUUCCGAAUGCUACCGAAAAAGAGGGCAGCUUAUUAGGAGAGAAGUGUGAUAUCUUAAUGCCUUGUGCAACCCAGAUGGUACUUACUAAGGAGAAUGCAGAAAAAGUUCAAGCAAAAAUUUUAUUAGAAGGAGCCAAUGGACCCGUUACACCGGCUGCCGACCAGAUUUUACGAAAAAAAAACGUACUCAUGAUACCGGAUAUGUAUUGUAAUGCCGGUGGUGUGACUGUUUCAUAUUUUGAAUUUCUAAAAAAUCUCAACCAUGUCUCUUACGGCAAAAUGACCGCUAAACGAGAAUCGAGCAUGAUCCAUGAGAUACUCGAGUCCAUUAGUCAAUCGUUAAAACAAACAGUUGAACCGACAAAAAAUCUAGAAAGUUUACGCGAUUGCCAUUCGGAAGCCGCUAUUGUUGAUUACGGUCUACAGACUGUUAUGGAAGGGGCCGGUCAAGGUAUUAAAGAGACAUCCAAUGAAUAUUCGCUAUGCAACGAUUUGCGAACAGCUGCAAAUGUUUUUUCAAUUAAUAAAAUUUUUACCUAUCUCGAGAGUUCGAGUAUUUCCCAAUAA